AUGAUGAUCAAAAUCAUACGACCCAAUGUAAAGAUAAGGGUAUUGAACUUACUGAGUUAUAUUCGAAUAUCAUUACAGAUUCAAAAAAGAUGCAUAAACACUACCAUACCCUGUACAUAUAGAAGCAAAUUAGGGAUUCCAAAUAUAUUUGGUGCAAAUGAAAGCAUUGUUCAACUAAAUAACGACUCAGCUAAUGGAACUAAUGAGUUUAAUGAUUAUUCUAGCAUUGACGAUCUUCAAAUAAGUUUGAAAAAUUUUAUGACAAGCAAGCCUGCAUUUAUAAACGCCUACAAUGACUACAGAAAGAAGGAUUUGUCUGUGACAAGAAAGUUUGGCGAGCUUGAUGAAUUUAUUUCAGGUAUUCCUAAACCAAAUUAUCGAGCGAUAGUUAGUACGAAUGAGAAUAUGCCUCCCAAUACAGGAAGUUUUAUAGAGAUUAUUGAUCCAAGUACCUCAUGUGUUACUUUUGGUGUGGUACUUGAAGGAUCGCAAACAAAAUUCAACGAAAACUAUAAUAAGUUGUUGGUUUUGACAGUGGACAAUAAGAUCGAAAAGAUAUAUCCACAAGAUGUCAGUUUUCAUCUUUCCCAAGUGCUUGAUCCACAUUGGAUUAAAACAUUACGAGUCAUUGAAAAUAGACACGAUUCUACAUUUGGCAACCGUUUGGUACUAGCGGAUAUUUUGAAACUAUUUCUCGAUAAAAGUCUUAAUCGUUUACAACGUUUACAAGAUCCCAAUAAUAAUCAGUUUUCAAUUGUAUUUUCACAAUACGCUACACCAUUUCAAAUGAAGAGCAUUUCAUUACCUGAUAUUUAUGAGUCAUUUAAAUUACUGGAUCCCGUUUUGUCAGACAUCAAUAGUUCCUAUUAUAACCAAUCUGCAUUCUUAUUGAGUUGCCAUUUAGGGAUGAUUAAUUCUCCAGAAAUGUGGCUAGUAUCUUCGUGUUACGGAACCAACAAGCUAACUAAUCUCGUAAAAGAAGGCUGUUCGAAUGAGAUAACUUCAGGCUCUCGUUAUUUUGUGAAUUCCAUCACAAAUAUGGAAUCGCUUUCAAAACUUUUUGACGAUUUUGAAAAUCCAAUAUAUUUGGCUAAGUAUAAUACAUUUUUGACGACGCUUUUUGGAGAACAGACUUCACAGAACCCUAAGUCAUUUGAUGAUUUGAAUGUUUAUUUUAAUAUCUGGGAGGGCAAAUACUUCUUAAAUAUUAUUACCGUCAUGAAGUUUUUUAUAAUCUAUCCACAUUCAUUAAUAAGAGAUAGAAUAGAGAAAUUGACAAUAUUAGGGGGUCAAAGCAUGGACCCCUGUACGACUUAUAAGUUCCUUGAAGAUUUAAAGAUCUAUAAUAAUAGGCGCCAUCAGAUGACAGAUAUAUACCUUUCGGCGAAUAUAAUGGGUAAGUCACUAUUAUCACAGCUAUCCAUAUCGUCGAUCAAUGAUCUACGCCCAACUUCAACCCAAGCGGAACUGGAUAACUUCAUGAACGAGAAAAUAACCGACAAAUUUCCACAUUUAAGAAAAUCCAAAGUUUAUUACCAAGAUCAUAUUGUUUACGGUUUGCCCUUCGGCAAAUCUAUUGAUUCGAAACAGAAACUGUCAUUGCUAGCCGUGUCACUAGAGAAAAUAAACUCUAGAAAGUACUUGAUAAAUAUUCAUAUACCUGACAUGAUUACAAAACUUUCGCCUAGCAGUAACUUAUUUGAUGAAAUAGCAUCUUCUAGUUUAAAUAUGAAGAGUUUAACCAAAUUGAUUAAUGAUUCGAAUAUAAAUAUUUUUGAUUCAGACUUGAUCGAUAAGUUAAGUUUCCCAGAUCAUAAUUUACGGGAGACUUCUGAUUGGUUUUCAGUAGGCGAUGUUUCGCAGAGAAGCAAUAAGUAUGAUUCUGGCAACAAAUCAAAUAACAAUGUAACAUGUAUGACUGUUUCAUUCGUGUACAAUAAGUAUGAGUCGAAUCCAUUUCUGGAUUUAGAAGAAAAGAUUUCUUUCUCUUUUGAUUCAUUAAAUUCAGUACUGAUAAAAAAUAUUGAUUGGAACACCCUUGAAAAAUGCUUAAAUGGUGUCACAGAAGUUUCCCCAUUUACAUUGUUCAAAGAAAGAGCGAGCCGUUCCAAAGAUAAAAAUAAUGCUGAAUUAGAUGAUGAUGACAUUCAUAAUAUGAAUUUUAUCUUCAACGUAAUGAAGAGUCAUAUCAAGAUAAGAAAUCUUGACGGAGCUUCAAAUGUUGAUCCAUCUAUUGCAUUCCAGAAUAACGAUUCAAGCAAUCUUUUGAAAGAAUUGAGUAUAGUGAACAAAUAUGAGGACCAAGAAAAGGUGCUUACUACAAUUGAAUCUAAAACCCUUGAAAAUCAACUAGAAUUGUCGAAAUCAAAGUUUUUCAUCAAUGAACUCGAUAAAUUUGUUGGAAAAUUAACCUCAAGAUAUUGCUUGAUGCAUGAUAUUCCUAUUUUGACCCAUCACCAAGAUAUUCUUGAGUCAUUAAAUAAUGAGCUGAAUCCAGAAUUGAUUAUGAAACGGGAAACCAGAGAUUUGAAUGAUGAAGCGUAUAUUUCUCAUAAUAACUUAUUUUUGCCCAAUUAUCAUGCGAACUCAUACUUUCAAACGUUGAUAGCGAGAGAUUCGUCUGGGUAUGUAUCGAUGAGUGCAUAUUUGAUCGGUUUGAAUUAUUUAACCAAGCCUAACAUAGAAGUAUUCGCAGAUGAAAAUUUAUCCUUCGUACCAUUAGGAAUAAAUGAUGGGUAUGUUAGGAUGUUUGGGGUUUUUACUGAUUACGAAGUGUUGUUAAACCAAUUCCAAAUCUUGUCUCAUAUUCAAAAAUUUUCCCAGGGGAACAAUCCAGCCUUUUUUAAGGACAACGAACAUUCUGCCAUUAUCAGACAGUUCAGUUAUUUGAAACGAUACGGCUAUAAACUAAAUGGGCCAUUAUCACACGACGCAUUAAACCAUCAAUUGCAUAAAAUAUUAAACUCCUACAAAUUGUGUGAUCAUUUAGGAACAGUGCAUAAACAUUUCUGGACCUUAAAAUUGCUAGAGCAGAGGUUACUCCAAGAGACGUCCUUAGACUCAGGUACAACUGGUGUUACUUAUGAUUGUAUAAUUACUCGUGCCGGCUAUGAAAUACCCCUGAUAUCCAAAAAGAUCGCCAGAGGUUAUUGUUCCCAAUUGAAUAUCGAAAUUGACAUAAUGAUUCCUCUUGAUAGGGAAGUAACUAUAGGAAACCAAAUUAUCUGUGACAAGGUAAUGUUCUUAGAUCCUAUUGGAGGACACUGUGUUCUAAGAGAAUCACAGUUACUCCAUUAG
Messenger RNA from Debaryomyces hansenii CBS767, 3297 nucleotides. RefSeq lists its product as uncharacterized. The coding region runs from base 1 to 3297 and encodes 1098 amino acids. NCBI's taxonomy places the organism in Eukaryota, Fungi, Ascomycota, Pichiomycetes, Serinales, Debaryomycetaceae. The transcript has a single exon. The record is from RefSeq and is a predicted model, not a curated record.